GCAACUUUAUAGUUUUUCCAGAUUAACCUCUUUCGUCAUCCGUGACUUAAUAAACCAUAUCUGUUCUAUCCAACGACGUUUCAAUAUUGAGCUGUGAAUAUUAGACCCAAGAAUGGACUGACCGGGCUGUAUAUAGGCUCUAUAUAUCAAAAGAAAAGCGGAAUGUGUUUUCAUGAUUAUUAAUUUUUUUUUACAUUACGAUUUCAUACACCUUGCGCAAUUAACUGUCGAACGUGCCUUUUCAUAGGGCUAUCUUCCGAUUCCUAUCAAAUUGCCCUUUGGCACGUACACGGUAACCCUCGACUGUUUGUUGUAAAGAGCUUCCAAUCUUUUGAACAAAGUCCAACAGCCAUUGAGCCAUAAGACUCUCAAUGGGACUUUAGCACUUUAAGAAGCCCGUUCUUGAAAGUUUUUCGCAUUGAUCUAUUCUCCGUUAAGAAACGCAUGCAUUGAGGUAAUAUUAAUAGAUGGUUUGUACUGGGAGUAAGAUCACAUUACUUUGUGGUGUCUUGACCUGCAACCUUCAUAGUGCAGCUUUUUCGGCGGGACCUGGAGAUCAAAAUGGCGUCUACCAUGAGUGAAGAGUUAUCCUACUUUGUAACUUACGCUUCAGCUGUGAUGCUGAAAAUGGUUGUUUUGUCUCCAAUGACAGGAUAUGUCCGUGUAACACGAAAGGUGUUUGCUAACCAAGAGGACAUUGUAGGACUCAAGGACAAGAAACCAAUUUUUGACCACCCUAUCGUAGAACGUAUAAGAAGAUGUCAUCUCAACGACUUGGAGAACAUUGUCCCAUUCUUUGGCCUUGGUCUUCUCUACGCCAUGUCUUCUGGUGCCCCUCUGACGAGGAUCGUAUGGCACUACCGUAUCUUUGUCAUCUCCCGUUUUCUUCAUAGCUUCGCCUAUCUGUUUGCCGUACCCCAACCGACCCGCGCCUUUUCUUUCGCGGCCGGCCUUGCCGUCAACAUUUCAAUGGGCGUGCAGAUUCUGAUGAACAACUGGAAUUUCUGAUGAACAGAAAGCAACUCAAUCACUUUGAAAUUUAUAUUUUACAUUGAAAAUUUCGUUUUGAUGCUUGAGAUCAAUAUCAAUAUAAUCCCACUGUUCGGAAGUUGAAGAGUUUAUUUUUCACUUUCUUAUUUCACUUCGAAAUUUUUUAGACCCCUCUCAAAAAUAUAUAUACACUAAAUAUUUAUAAAUUAAUAUCUACAAUGACAAGACACUUUGUAAGGAUUUAAAAUACAUAUUCAACAUACUAAACUAUUAUAUAGGAGUCUAAUGUAUAAUCUAUUUUAAUAUCGAGGGAUCCAAUCGACAGCAAUGUUUGCAGAGUGGUAAUCCCUCAAAUGAUAGUAAUAUUGUAACAUUAUUUGUAUAUAAAAUUAUUAUAUACCUAAAUCUAUACUUUAGGCUUGAGUUUUCAGCGUGUUACUCCUAAUUAUUUAUUAAUAAACAAAAAACCCUCUGAAGAACAGCCUGUGGCUGAAGAGGGCCAUCCAGCCCACGAGUGGAGAAUAAAUAAAUAAAUAAAAAUCAAAUCACUCCUGAAACAGCAGUAAGCCUAUGCGUCCGUCGGGCCAAUGCAUGAUUUUGGUAGUAUGAUACUGAGUAGAAAGAGACUGGAAAUUCAUUUGGAACGGACGUUACAUCAAUAUCAUGCCAUUUAUCAUUUCCGUUUAUACUCACUUUCUAUACAACUGCUCAAUAAAUAAACUGUGAAGAAAAAAAAAAUUGUUUAUGGGUAACUGAAUGUUAAUCGUGUAUAAUAAACUCGACAAGAACUGUUUGACUAUAUUGUCAAUUUUAGUGAACGUGUUACUUUAAAACUGUCUUACAUUUCGUUAUCGUAGCGUGGAAUAACAAUAGCACAAGAAGAUUGUAGUAACCAAGGAGCUCCUUGUAGUAACCAAAUCAUUGAUUCCAAAAAUAAUGUUCUCAUUCCAUCAAAUUUUAUGCGUGAAAUUGAUUGCGAAAGAAAACCGAGUUUUACUAUUGACGUGUUCUGAUUCUCAUGUUUUCGAUAAUCGACAUAAGGAACCUUCAUUGACGCAGAGAGGGAGAGAGAGAGAGAGAGAGAGAGAAGGGGGGCAUGGCCCUGGAUAGCGGAUGUGCUGGGGUUUGCUGAAGAACCCCCAAGAUUUUCCCAGGGGCUGCUGUGUGUAUUAUUUUCCAUAGGCAGCUCCCCGGGGAUUCUGGUAGGUGUGUAACAUAAGAGAAAUGUACGGAAAAUGACCAACAGCUUGUCUUAAAACCUUUUUUUUUGCUCGUUAUUUUUUGGGGGCACCAAAACGACCUUUAUUUUCUCUAAAACCUUUUCUUUUUUGCUUAUCAAAUUUACAUAGGCGGAUCCAAGAGGGCCCGGACCCCUAUUGGCGGAGCAAAAAAAAGGGGGGGGGGGGGAAGAAAAAAAGAAGGGAAAGUAGAUGAGAAAAAAAAGAAGGGGAAAAGUAGGAGAAAGACGAGUGAAUAAAAUAAGGUGAGGGGAAGACUUAGAAAAUAAAGUUUAAAAAAUAUUUCAUAUCACUAUAACAAAUUUUCGCUCGCGCUUCGCGCUCGCAUUGCUUGUUUGAUGAGAUAUAUACGAUUCUUGCUCCAUAGGCUGAUAUGGAGCUUAAACUAUCAAGUUUUGAAGUUAAUAUACAAACAUAUUUCAGCUCCGACAUCGAGCUUUCAUUAUUUUGUUUGAUUUACAAAUUGAUUUUAAAAAAAUGCUCUGUAAAAUGUCCGUUUUAUUGUCUCAAUAUCAACAUUUUCAGCUCACACUGCGCGCUCGCAUUAUUUGAUUUGUUAAGUAGCUAUUCCUUUCGUGUAUUCCAUAUAUCAAAAUUAUAAAAAUAUCAAUUUUUCAGGUUCAAUUGUCAAAACCUAAUAGCCAGCGCUGCGUGCUCGCAUUUUUAAAUAGUAAGUAAUUAUACCUCUAUAAUAUAAGUGAUUCUGAAACAAACUACUUAAAAUUCCUUUUCUAUAUGACAUCGCGAUUUGCGCUCGCAUUUAUUGUUAGAAAUAUGCAUGCAUCCUAUUCAUAAUAAAAUAAAGUGCUUAAAAAGUCCAGUUUUCAGGCCUUGAUAUCAACAAGUUUCGAGCUGUCAUUAGGCU
This is a messenger RNA of Lytechinus pictus (painted urchin), 3093 nucleotides long. Its product is annotated as microsomal glutathione S-transferase 1-like. Gene Ontology annotation, cellular component: membrane. The coding region runs from base 562 to 1008 and encodes 148 amino acids. Lineage: Eukaryota; Metazoa; Echinodermata; Echinoidea; Temnopleuroida; Toxopneustidae. The transcript is spliced from 3 exons. The record is from RefSeq and is a predicted model, not a curated record.